CCGCCUUUUUCCUUACUAGCGUAUUACUGUAGUAGGAUUUCUCAGUUUCCUAGUACCUGUUUGCUUCAGGAAGGUCACUGGGUUUGUUUUAACAGUGACUGGCAUGGUUUCGUGUCUGUGGGUAUAGAUGGCGGAGUACAAUCAGACUGGCCUUAUGGUCGCCUUGGUUUUGUUUACAGUUUUGACCGUGCGGGAUAUCUAUUUGGGCAAAACAACAGUUCAACUGCAAGAGGCCAAAGACAGCAGGGGCCUAAAGCCGGAAAAGGAAAAGCAAGAGGAGAAAGAACCACACAUUGCAGCUAAGCAGAGACUGUACUCCGGUCCUGUCCUUAAAUUUCAGUAUUGUAUAUCUUGAGGAUACAGCAGGGUGUUCGAGGAAUAUUCGCGGACUAUCAGCCAGUUGUACCCGGACAUCCGUAUUGAAGGAGAAAAUUAUCCCCCAAAACCUACAAACAGAUUUUUGGCAUCAUGCAUUUUUUAUCUUAAACUACUGUCAAUUGCAUUAGUUAUCAGUGGAUACAAUCCUUUUCCUAUGUUUGGAAUUGAGACACCAAGGAUAUGGAUCUGGACCCAAGAAAAUAAGAUUUUUUCCUGUCUAAUGACGUUUUUCCUUAGCAACAUGAUUGAGACUCAGUUACUGUCAACUGGUGCAUUUGAAAUCUUUUUGAAUGAUGUCCCAAUCUGGUCAAAACUUCAGAGUGGAUACGUACCUAAUAUUCAAGAAGUUUUCCAAAUUCUAGACAAUCAUCUGAAGAUGACUCAAGUAGAGAAGUCUUACCUUUCCACUCCUUAAUUCUUUCCUUCGAUGGAAAUAAACAAUUCAAAGAGCUUUAUGUUCCUGUGACAGUAAAGUUGUCUUGUGGUUUUAUGAAGGCUUGCUCUGAAAACAGAAUGCUGUGAGUGCAGGCUGGAGGUCUUUACCACUUGACAGAAUUCAUCAGCUCAACAGGACUUUUGUUAGUAACCUCUGUUACUGAAAUUUGCUGCUCUGUCUGGUACUUUUGCCCCCAUGUAAACACAGAAAUGUAGUGUCUACAUUUUGUAUUGUAUAGAUUGAACUCCUUGUGUAAUUUUAAUCGUUACUAAAAUUUUCACAAUUUCCGCUUUUUACUUGUGUGUGUGUGCAUAUAUAUUUGAGUUAAAUGAACGUGGGACUGCAUAUAUCAUUAAUAAAUUAAGUUUACAUGUAGUGUGUGUGUGUUACGCUAGAAUGAGUUGAAAUGGAGAAUUUACUUUUGGAUCAUUUUGAUCAAAUUUUUGGAUCAUACUUAAUACUGUUGCAAGUGAGAGAACCCUUUUUUGUUAAAUAAUUAAGUGUUUAAGUGCAGGUUUUAUCUCCAUAAAGAAAUACCUAAGAAAGAUCACUAAACAGAAGAUUGCAUAUUAUUGAAUGUUGUUAUUUAUAAUAUUCAGAAAAAUAAACCAGAACUGAACACUCCACAA
This is a messenger RNA of Erpetoichthys calabaricus (reedfish), 1443 nucleotides long. It is a transcript of the gene selenot2, whose product is annotated as selenoprotein T, 2. Gene Ontology annotation, biological process: cell redox homeostasis. The transcript is spliced from 6 exons. Gene Ontology annotation, cellular component: endoplasmic reticulum membrane. Gene Ontology annotation, molecular function: thioredoxin-disulfide reductase (NADPH) activity. Lineage: Eukaryota; Metazoa; Chordata; Cladistia; Polypteriformes; Polypteridae. The record is from RefSeq and is a predicted model, not a curated record.